This is a messenger RNA of Phialemonium atrogriseum, 937 nucleotides long. RefSeq lists its product as uncharacterized. The transcript has 3 exons. The coding region runs from base 286 to 789 and encodes 167 amino acids. The record is from RefSeq and is a predicted model, not a curated record. Lineage: Eukaryota; Fungi; Ascomycota; Sordariomycetes; Cephalothecales; Cephalothecaceae.
UACUCGGUAAAUUCGGGGGUACCUUUCUGAUGCUAAUGCUGGAGGUCGUGAGCUGUGUCGUGUCUUGCGCAAUCGUUGCGUGAUGUGCGGCGCGAUCUCUAGUCGAAUGAGAGGGACUCGACCCCAUCUCCAUUCAAGUCGAGCCCACGGACAGCAGGCUAUUUACUGCCUCGCUAGACCGCUUUGGUCUAUUCCUUGAUUGCCCAAACAAGUUUGCAGGUGCUGACAGCCAAUAGGAUAACAUCCUGUGUUUAGCGCGGCGGAUCAGAUAAGUGACGUUUGGCAAUGGUGCUAUUCGUCAUGUUUCACUACAGGACUGCAGGCCGCCAGGGCCUGGCCUAUGGAGUACUUAUCAUCGGCACAGUUAUUCAACUCCCAAAAUAUUCUGGUCGCACCCGCCAAGCCUGUUCGCAUUUGGUAUUGGGUAGCGAUAACGGCUCGAACUUCCAAGCCUUUGUGAUGCCGUUGCUAGCAGUAUUCCUAGCAGUAUUCCUAGGCCCGAUCUUUAUCAUGUUGGCUGGUGGAUGUGUAUCUUUGGAGAGCAUUUAUUGCGCCCUGCAACGGCCAAGAGAAAGGUUUCAUGAGCAUACGUGGAUUUCUAAGACCGGGGAGAGAGUAGGAAAAGGUGCAAGCACAUCUAACGAAAUAUCUCGAUUUCAGACUUCCGACCGUCAAGGGAUAGGGGCUAGGAUGUGGGAUCUCGACGUUAGAGGAGAUAUGUCCAAGCACGAAUCGACCAGGUCGCUAUUAUCGACGCCGCAACCAAGAGACAAGCGAUCAACGUCGUAGUGGACCAAACUGAGUGGUGACCCAUAUGCCGCGAGAUUGGAGACAAUCUGGAUGAGUACGCCCAUGGCCGUGCCGAUGCUUCGAGCAGCCUGUCUGAGAUAUUCCGGAUCGUUGACCCCUUCAUCGAAUCUAUAAAUCAGACCGGCCA